Orcinus orca (killer whale) is the source of this 3199-nucleotide messenger RNA. Its product is annotated as ANTXR like. The record is from RefSeq and is a predicted model, not a curated record. The transcript has 18 exons. Bases 160 to 2220 code for a protein of 686 amino acids. Gene Ontology annotation, cellular component: membrane. Gene Ontology annotation, molecular function: signaling receptor activity. NCBI's taxonomy places the organism in Eukaryota, Metazoa, Chordata, Mammalia, Artiodactyla, Delphinidae.
UCUUCUGCCCUCAGGGCAGGUACCGGGGGAGGCUCACAGCUUUGGGGAAAGGGCUAGAGGGGCCAAGGACCCUGGGAACGCGCAGACACAGCAGAGGCCGGCGCCUCAGGUGGCCUGAGUGGCCGGCGUCCAGGGGGGCCGCAGGGGUAGCCAAAAAAAAUGGGAAGCAGCGGGUCUGGCGUGCCGGGGCCCACGCUCUUCCUGCUGCUGGUGCUGCCGCCGCCGCUGCUGAGCGCGGGGAGCUUCCAGCACGACGGUCCAGGCUGGAAGGACCUCCAUCACCUCAGUCUGGACUGGGGGAACCUCUACCGCCACCUCAUCCAGGACGCGGGAACCUUCCACCACCUCCGCGGCCCCAGCACCUGGACCCGGAAGAGACGGGCAAAAGACGAGAACUCCUGCCAGAGCUCUUUUGACCUCUACUUCAUCUUGGACAUGUCAGGCAGUGUGAACAACAACUGGAUGGACGUUUACGCCUUUGUGGAAGAUUUGGUCAAGAAGUAUGACAACCCUAACCUGCGAAUAUCCUUCAUCACCUACUCCACUCUGGGCCACACCCUCAUGAAGCUCACCUCAGACAGAAAUGAAAUUCGUGAUGGUCUUAGCAGACUUCAGAAUAUAGUACCUAGUGGAGCCACACACAUGCAGGAAGGAUUUAAAAAGGCAAAUGAGCAGAUUCAACGAGCUAACUCAAGAGAAAGCAAGGUUCCCUCUAUGAUUAUCUCCUUGACCGAUGGAACCCUGGAGGAAGCGCCAUUUGAAAUGACUAAGGAAGAAGCUGACAAGGCCCGGAAAAUGGGAGCAACAGUAUACUGUGUGGGUGUAAAAGACUUUGAGGAAGACCAGUUAUUGGAAAUUGCAGACAGCCCGCAUCACGUCUUUGCAGUGGACCAAGGAUUCAAGGCUCUUAAAUACAUCAUUGAGCCACUCGGAACUAAGUCCUGUAUUGAAAUUACAGCUGUGGAGCCUUCCAGUGUCUGUACAGGAGAUGAAAAUGAAUUGAUGAUUUCUGGAAAAGGAUUUAAUAAUGCAAAGAAGAAGGAUGAAGUUAUUUGUAGAUUUAAGUUCAGUGACAAGCAGUUGUUUGAUAUAAAAGCCGAGUCUGUGAAAGAUACCAGUAUAACAUGCCCAGGAGUAAAGAUAGAGAAGCCAGAUCAGGAGGUCUUUGUUGAAGUUAGCCUGAACAAUGGUGUCAGCUUCAUCAACAACAAUGUUAGCAUCACCAGCAAGAACUGUGCGAGUACCAGGGAAGCGAGACUAGAUGACAGGAAUGCCCCACCAGCUGCCCAACAGCCUCCCGAGGAGCCUCGCUCAUCACCACCCCCACAGUUCACCCCCUAUGUCAACCCUCUCUACUUCUGUGCCCUCAUCCCAGCCCUGCUCCUGUUCCUCCUGAUGCUCUGGUGCAUCUGGUGGCUGUGCCGCAGGAAGACCAUCAAGGAGCCACCACCAGUGCAGAAACCAGAAAGGGUAAGAGGUGUGUUUGGUCCUGAUGAUGUCAGCAUGCCUGAUGUACACACUCACCUGAACAGAGAGGCCCCCUGCUGUGUAUGGGGAUAUGACUUCCCCCGCCCCUCCAGCUCCCACCUACCUGGGCAGAAAAGCUGGCAGAAAGAAGAGAGUGACAGAGGGCAGGAAGGGAUGCAGAUGAAGAAAAAUGGGCUUUUUGUCAAUUCCCAAAGGACUGUUAGUAGGAUGGUCCUUCCCAGGACUCAGAAGCUGCCAGACAAGGAUGCAGACAGUGUUUUCUCUUCCUCGGAGCCAGAGGAGACAUGUCAAAUGUCAUGCCCCACAGUGAUUGUCCCUUGUGGGUGCCAAGGAGGCAGGAUGAAACGAAUGGAGGGAAAACUGGAUACCUUGUGUGACUUUGUCCAGCACUGCAACCAGAUGUCAUUGAUGUGGUGUCCGCCCAGGGACAUGGUAAGCAGGGCACAGGGAUGCUCCCCGUGGGCUGCGGUCUUGCUUUUGCCCUUGAUAGUUGCCCCUGGGACUGGGAAGUGCCUCAACUUCGCCCUCAUGAAGCCCCACUGUGGGCAAUUGCACUGCAGCCCUAAGGUCUGCCUUCAGCCCAGCCAGGAGUGCUUCUCCGUCAACAGCUGCUGCUCACGGUGCCAAUACCCCCCGCCCGUGUGCUCCAGGCUUCCCUCCAGGAUGCAGCCGCUCAUCUCUCCCCCUGCCCGGCCAUGCUGCGGAGCCACGUUGUCACUCCAGCCCCCGUAGCCCAACCUCUAAAGCACCAAGAACCCAAGAUUGUUAAGAGCCCUUUGUUUGCUGAAUUAGACAUGUAUACUGAGACUUGGUUUACAGUCGAAAGGCGUUGGAAUUUGUUGCUGAUCAGAGUUUGUUACCUGGUGAGACGUAUGUAUACUGCUCCUGCCAGGACAAAGCACCCCGGCAUCCUGUGGGUGUAGACAUGAUGAGUCCCACUCCCCAAAGCCCUGGUCACCAAGGGCUGGGACGCGUGGAGUUUUAGUCAAAUUCUGCUCUUUGAACAAAGCCCAAAACGUCUUUGAAACAUGAAUAGUAUCCUGUGUCUCCUUCCCUAAUCUGACGCAGAGAGAAGUACUUGAAUUUCUCACCUCCUUCACUCCGUGCUCCUGGUUUCCAUUUUUUGGCUACCUCCAUUGCGAACGUGUCUCAGAAAGAGACGACGCCCUCUACAGUUCACCAGCCGGAAGUGCAUCUUCCAGAAAUGCAUCUUCUCUUUCCAGGUAAACCAACCGGUCCCUAGGCCCAGGGGAAUUUUAGAGGAGUCUCUCCAUUUCCAUAAAGUUCCACCUCCCCUAUUUGCCAUCUGCCACCAUAGAAGAAACCGUGCUUCCGACAGAGAUGUUUUAGCAUGCCGUGUCCUCCCCACCACCCAGGGCGUCUGUAUGAUACUCCAGCGCCAUGCAUACAGCCCACGGGAGCACUCAAGGAGGGGUCCCCCGGGGUGGGGGGCCUUGGGGCAAUAACCAGUUGUCCCUAAUCUGCAUUGAUAGUGAGUUGAACUACUCUCCACCCUCACUCCCAUCUCCUUGAAUGUUAUAUUUAUGCCUUUCAGUUGAAUUUCUAUAAGACAACUAGAGGUAAAAAUAUGUCAGGUUUGGGUUUUUCAUCUGUACUGAUUGAAGUGGAUGGAGAGUGAUGACCGUAACUUUCCCUACGUUCAAAAAAAGAAAAUGUACUCACGAUACCAAGGAAAGUGUGUGAAACUUUU